AUGUGUGCUGCAACGUUGAAUAUCGCAGCAACUGGCGUCGCCUACGAUGGAAUUGGAUUUCAGGGAAGAACAGGAAUUCUUUUCUUGACAACCGAGAAAUUAGUCUUUCGAGAGCACGGGGGUUGCCGCUAUUCACGCUCGUGGUUGUGGCCUUCCAUCAAGAAAACUCAUGUGGUUCCGUUGGCAGAAAGUAGCGCUGACGAUAUUGAGGAGGUCAGCUCGAUGAUUCGCACGGUCAAGCUUUUCAACUGCAGCAACAAGGCAGUAUCCUUUCAAGUACCAGAUGAUCUUGUGCAGGAGCUGGUAGAAGACUUAGACACAAUGAUGCAGCAGCUUAGAGACAAGCACGGUGAAACAGUUAGUCGGGCGCUUCAACUGGCACUCGCGGCCAAAGCAGCGAACGAGGCGGCAUGGGCCUGCUGUGAACCCUGCUAUGAUUCAGACGAAGAAAGGGUAUAUCCAGAGCCAAUGGUAAUGCCGUCAAUGAAGGUGGAAACCACCAAACCAAAGAUAAAACGAGCCAAGUCACAUGGAGAUGCCUUUCUCACUACCAAAACCUCGAAGCGAUCAGGAAAGGGAGAAUCCCUUACACGCAGCUCUUCAGAUCUAAGGGGUAACUCGCAGAGGAAACUAAAGACUCCCUCAGACAGGCAACUAAGGGGGCCCGGAAAUUCGGUUCGAAGAAAUAGAAAUGGCACAAAACAGGGCAAGGUGACUUUGCUGAAUUCCACUAUGAUAAUCACUCAAGACUUGUUCAUCAGGCCGUCACAGCAGAUUGCCCAUGACUUUGUGGUCAGACCUACCAAUAACUUGAUUGUCAAGCCCACGCGACGAAACAUUAUUGAUCCUACGCAAGAGCACGUCCUCAGGCCCGCACACGAAAAGGUACUCAAGCCUGCACAUAACCAGAUGCAACAAAGGAUUAUCAAGCCUGCACAUAACAAGAUCCUGAAACCAGCGCAUAAUAAAAUCCUCAAGCCUGCGCAUAACCAGAUGCAACAAAGGAUUAUCAAGCCUGCACAUAACAGGAUCUUGAAACCAGCGCACGAAAAAAUCCUCAAGCCUGCACAUAACCAGAUGCAACAAAGGAUUAUCAAGCCUGCACAUAACAGGAUCCUCAAGCCAACCCAUGAGAGGAUCCUCAAACCGGCCGCGCGAGGUGUGGGGCUCUUGCCAGCGCUAUCGGUUGAUGAAGCCACUAACGAUGAUGGAGAAGCUAAGAAAACAGACACAGAAGUCCGAAAAUCUGCAAGUUCCGGCUUCCUCUCUUCAGUGAAGAAAUUCCCGAUGAAAGUGAAUCCUCUCCGCAGAAGUCACUGUGAUGAUCCCUCCGCUAGCGCCGAUAUCGCGAUGGCACACGAUGGUGUUCCGAAGGUGGCUGUGAGCGCAACAUCAGCAUAG
This is a messenger RNA of Seminavis robusta, 1401 nucleotides long. NCBI's taxonomy places the organism in Eukaryota, Bacillariophyta, Bacillariophyceae, Naviculales, Naviculaceae. The record is from the annotation of a GenBank genome assembly.